Molecule: messenger RNA, 5694 nt
Organism: Fusarium falciforme
Lineage: Eukaryota; Fungi; Ascomycota; Sordariomycetes; Hypocreales; Nectriaceae
Product: MACPF domain-containing protein
Exons: 10
Coding region: 1-5694 (1897 amino acids)
Source: RefSeq, a predicted model, not a curated record
AUGCCUUCCGACGAUCUCCCCGAGAUCGCCAAAAAGGCCCUCGAGAAAGGCUUCCACGUUCAAGUCUUGUUCAUCAACAAGACCAGCGCCAGCCAAGAGCCUAAAGCAACAAUCAACUACAAGCAGCUGGCUUUGAAGAAGACCAUUGACCAGGUGACACUGGAAGAUGUACGAACGUACCUGGGCAAGAAGAUUGACUCCAAGUGGUCAUUCUGUCUUGAGAACUGUGCUGUUGUUGACGAGACGAACGCGUUGCUUUACUACCUGACACUCAGCAGUGUCAAUGCAACCCAGCUGCAGGCUUUUGUGCCCAAGAAAGAUGAAGGGCCGGUUGGAACGGCUACUCUUCCCGUCCUGACGGCUUACAUGUGCGUUGAGGAUGCCAUGGCCCCAGUUCCAAGGUCGGCUCUAGGAUGGGGAGCAACCUGGGCGGAGAAUAACAAAGCGGAUACAACGCUCACGGACCGAAGCAAGUCCCAGAUCGCAGCUCCAGCCCUUUCGGCGAGUCAUCAAGCAAACUACGCUGCUGAAAGUGUCGGGUGGGCGGGUGCCCGGAGUGAAAACACUUUGCCAAGUGCUGCCGGUAUGCUUGACUGUGUUGUCGACUUUGCCAACAAGGACUGGGACAAGAUCAUGAUGCUCAACAAACUCCUCUACGCCUUCGACGUCCGUGGCAAGCAGCUUCAGAUCACCAGCGCUCGACUUCCAGCGUUUGAGCUGGUGUAUAGCAAGAAAGGAUCAUCUACAGCACAUUUGCAGCCCUUUGUCGAGAUCCAGGACACGCCACACAUUGACAUUACCGAAGUCAGCACGGAGUUCCAAAGCUCGUUGGCCGACAACGCCUUCUCCUCCAAGGCCGUCGAGACAAUGGUAAGUGGAGGAACGCCACUGGUCUCCGUCAGCGUCUCAGCGGGCAUGAAGUCAGAAUCAUCUCGCGGAACUGCUUCCACCGAAGGCGGCCAGAAGAAAGAGUACCGUGCGACCUACAAUUUCCCCCGUGUGAGGUUGUUCCUGGAUGAGAAUACGCUUCAGGUUUCUGAGUACUGCGACAAGGCUCUGGCGGCGCUGCAAGAGGAGCCUACUCUAGCAAAGCUGGUAGACUUCCAGCGAAGAUUUGGAACCAUCUUUGCUCAGGAAGUUUUGCUGGGCGGUAGACUAGAGAGUACCAAGGCGGCUGACUCUUUCGCAAGUGCAUCCAGCAGUACCGCGAAGGAAGACUUCAAGGCAUCCGUGGGUGCAGCAGUUUCUUACGGUCUGGGCGCUGCAUCAGUGAAAGGCUCUACCGAAACCCAGACGGGCCACGACCAGACCUCAAACAACCAGCGAGGUAACUCGGCAAUUUCGUUCACAGCCCGUGGUGGUGAUACUCUUCUUUGCGCCGAUCCUGCUGCUUGGGCGGCUACUGUUGCUGUAUGGCGGAACUGGAGGGUUAUUCAGCAAGAUGAACCGGUAUCUCUGCAAGCUUUGCUUGGUCGCUUCAAGAAAUAUGCUUUCGUUCCAAACCUCUUCGCACAGAUUCUGAAGGACGCGCCGAAGCAACCAGACCCUGUUCCUGCUCCUAUCGAGCUGCCAAAAUUCGACGCAAACAAGCCGUGGACAGAGGGCAGCAAGAUCCGUCUCUGGAUUGGGUCAAACACGGUCUUGUGGCCCCUGUCAGUCAGGGACGGUGACCCCAACAAUGAGGCUGCUGGCCGCAAGCGUAACCUCUCUGAAGACUACCCCCUGUUUCUCUUCAAGGGCGACGCACGCCAGGCCCCUGGCAGAGAUGCGAGCACGAUUUUCGUCAACAAGACCAACGGCGAACUCGUUCCACAGCAGGAGAACCGGGGCCCUAAUCGGUUCUCUUUCCGCAAGUUGGAAUCAAGUGGUAGAUGGAAGCCAUUGAAUGGAUCCACCAUCAAGAACGGUGACAAGGUGACCCUUUGGUGCCAUUCGCUCGGCCAAGGCGGCUGGAAGAGCCUGGACGACGCCCCGGAGUCAGCUGUUCAGGCCAUGUACAACAAGGAUGUUAGGUUCAACGUUCCGAGCCAGACAUUCACGGCUGUCAACGGCUACGCACCCGCCAUUUUCACCGUCGAGUAUAUUGAUGCCGAGUCCCUCCUUCGCCCCUUCAGAACCAGCAAUCUAGACAGAAAGGCUGUCAGCGAGGAAGUCAGGGCCAAGAUGCUGAGCCCGUUGACUCCCAGCGCACUGCAAGGACAAGGUCUCGGCUACAUCUACAUUCUCCGGUCACAAAUGGACCUGAGUACAGCGUCGGUGUUGAAGAUUGGUUUCUCCAACUAUCAUCCUGAACACCGUGCGAAUGAGCUCGCGAGCUGCAUUCCGGUAACUGAGGUAGUGGCUCACACCCCGUUGCUUCCUCAUGCGAUGCGUGUCGAGGCCAUGAUCCAUGCCGAACUCGCGGCCAAACGAAAGGUCUUGGCAUGCGGCCAGUGCGGACAGGAUUACAGAGAGUGGUUUGAGAUCUCGCAUGCCGAAUCUCGGGAGGUCAUCAUCAAAUGGAGCAAAUGGAUGCUGGGCCAGCCCUAUCUCGAAGGCAUCCUUUCUGACGAGUGGCGGGCCUACUUGCGAGAGCAAGAUUUCAGCACUGCCGACCCUGAAACGGCCAUUUCCAGGCAGUGGAUGGAGAUCCUGAACGAUUUCCCCCGUAAUGUCGCCGAUAUGUCGCAGCAAAAACAGUUGGCGACGUACGUCAACACCUGUUACUUUGAAGAUGUCAGCCAUAGAGCUCUGGGCCUGAAAACAGGACACGGAGCCAGCAUUCGUGAGGCAUUUCAACGUGGCACGGAUGGCGGGCCUCUUGAAAUCAAUGAUUUCAUGAUGGCACCAGCCGACUUUGAUUCUUUUUCUUCAAAGUUUCCAGCGGUUUUCGACGUCGGAACUACAGCCGACUGUGAGCAGGAGUUCCUUGAUGCACGAGAAGCACAACUAUUCGAAGAGAUGGAACGCCUCAGAAACCUGCAGACCGGCAGCAUAUCGGUUAGUGACCCAGUUCUUGGGAAAACCGAGUCGCCCAUGGGUGACGCAACCCUGUUGCCGGUUGUGUCUCUGGAGGCCUUCAAGCUACCAAAGGCUUUUUGCAAGGCCAACAAGUCCAAGCUAUCAGGGGGAUUCGUUGCUAAGAUGAAAGAGGGCCAUCAUUCAAGCUCGACGAAGUUGCCCCAGGGACAGAAUCAGCCCCAAAAGACCGGAAGGCCCCAGAAAAGCACCGGCGACACGCCUAACGGGUCGCGCCGCGAUACAGUCCGGUUUCUGCGAUUUAAAGACUCCGAUACGUGGGAAUUCAGCUCUGUACUCGAUGACGACUUCAUAAAAAGAACGAAAGAGGUGAUGGAAGUCAUGAAGACACCGCUUGGUAGAGCCUUAGUGGAGAAGGAAGCACAACGGACUUUUCGACAUUAUGGACUCAACUUUUCUGGCACAUACGAGGCCGAGACAUCGUCAAAUAGCAGUGACAGUGACCCUGAUGAGAUGGACAUUGACCAAAUGGACAUCGACGAGCUAGAAGUCCAACCAGGGGCUAAAGGACCGACCAGUGGAGAGCCACUCAAGGAUCCAACUUCACAACAGAAAGAAUGGCCCAAGAUCAAACUCAAUUUCUCGAAAGGGACAUCCUUGUAUGAAGCCAUGGUCCUUGAAUGUCUCGAUGGGCCGCGAGCCGACAAAUUGCACCUCCAAUUCCUCAUCUUUCAAAGCCUUGGGAGACCAUUGGUCAUCAAAGUACUAGGGCAAGAAUGUAAAGUGCCUUACAUGCUGGGUUCCGUCUUGCUCAAACUCCUUUUCUUCGCAAACCCCGGAGAACGCUUCCGGAAACCCAGCAGCUCCAGAGUCGCAGAACUGUGGGGUCUUUUGGUCAAACACGUACCUCAAGGCGAUCAAAUUGAGUUUCCCUAUGACUUCAGGGGGUCGCAGAGGGUUCAUUGGACACUUCUUUCCUCCUCGUUCUGCAGUGGCAAGUAUCUCUUCCUCCCUGAGAAUGACGAAGCGGGUGGCGAAGAGAAUUUCACUCCAUCUUGCUUGGAUGAAUUCCCAACUGACACCCUCCUGGAAUGCGACAAGGCUCUCAUCUGGCUCUCAUGCCGCUAUAGAGAACUCUGUCUAUUUCAUCACAUCCAAGAGGCUGCUAACCAGCUUACUCAAAAGCCUACACCCGAUGUCAACCUGGUUUAUUGUAUUUUGAUCAUCUUGAGAAUCAGCAUGGCAAACGACAAACUUGAAAACGCCCUUCAGACGUGCGACGAUUCCCGCAAAAAGAACGUCAUCAAGGAUCAUGUUGAUCGGAGAAGGCGAGGCCGUGUGGCCCUCUGGGUCUACGCAUCUAUCAUUAUCUCCAAAAUCCCGUCCUGGACAAACUUCUGGGAAAACCUGCCCUGGUCAAUCGAUAUCUUCAGGGAUUCAGGUUUCUUGAAACGAUUUUCCGAUAGCUUGGACACGUUUGACGUCGAGGGAUGCAAGGCGUCAACAUCCGCCUUCAACAGCAAGAAGGCCAUCUUCCAACGCCUAUCAUUUUUGGAUCAACUUCCUCCACAUGAAAACGACCCCGAAGAUCAGGAUUUCAUCGAGAAGCUAUGGGCACGAAUUUUGACCAAUACACCAGAGGGUGUUGAGCAGCUCAGACGUGUGCUCUCCGACAACUCGAGCGGCUCAACUGAUGGGGUAGUAGCCCAGUAUGAAUUGGACGAAGCUGGGAGAGUCUUCCUUCCCGAGACCGAUGAAGACCAGAAAGCGGCGAUACAUAAAGUCUUCGGUAUCCUCAUGUCCCUCAGGAUGAUGCCGAUUGACAGGGAUGAGUUUGUUCAACACGAGGAGUUUGAAUGGCUCGCCCGCGUUAUUGAACUCUUCCAACUCCGCCUUGGACUCGGAGAUCAUGAGAACUCUGCCACAGUUCGGCAUCACGCGCAUACGCCCAUUCCUUCUCGUGCCGAGUUACGUGAGUACAUGCGUACACCGAAAUGCAUCAAAGCCUCGAAACGCUGGAAGGAACUCGCUCACGUCCUCGGCGACGGCAUCCUUCUCACUGGGAAAGGAGAUAACGAUACCCAUUGCUUUCUUGAUAUUGCGACUGUGGUUGAGUAUGGACAAGACGCAGAGUUUUCUCGUCUUAAGCGGCUCCUGCAGGUGAAAGGGUCGUGGCUGAAGGCGAUAUGUGCCAAACUCAGCGGUCUCGUUCAAGCCCUCAGAGAACUCCCAUAUCCCACACAGGACUUGGAGAGAACUAUAGACUUCUAUAGGCAAGCCCACAUCGUGACUUCUGAUAUCAUUGGGGAGCCUGUCUUGCCCGACAUCGGCGAGUCUUCUCAUAGGCACCUUGUAAGUAUGUAUCUAUUGUUGCUAAGAUAUGGCUUCAUGCUCUCUCGCUCCAAGGUCAACGAGCGUUAUCGGAUUAUCUGGGACAUCUUGGAGGAGAGCAUUGAUCAGGCCAGGACCGACAUACUCGAGGGAAAAGUCAUCCUUGAAGACACCUGUUUGCACCCGGCCGAUGGCUUAUCCCGGGCUUUUGAGGAGGUUGUGGAAAGGUUUAUGGCUCGGUACGUGGAUACGUUGGGAGAAGAUACCAGGGACCGAGAUGAUGCUGUAGCCGAUAUGGAAACACGCAUCCUUUGGGUACUAGCAGAUGGUUUUAUUAUUUUGCAAGGGGGCCUGCGUGAGGACUUGACGAGCACGAGUUUGUUUGAGUCAGUUUUUGCAGAUUGA